Molecule: messenger RNA, 1075 nt
Organism: Heteronotia binoei (common prickly gecko)
Lineage: Eukaryota; Metazoa; Chordata; Lepidosauria; Squamata; Gekkonidae
Product: ephrin-B1-like
Exons: 5
Coding region: 1-1023 (340 amino acids)
Biological process (GO): axon guidance; ephrin receptor signaling pathway
Cellular component (GO): plasma membrane
Molecular function (GO): ephrin receptor binding
Source: RefSeq, a predicted model, not a curated record
AUGGCCGCGGCGGAGGCUGGGCGGGGGUUGCUGCUGCUGCUGCUGCUGCUGCUGGGGGCCCUGGGCCCGAUGGCGCCGCUCGCGGGGGCCAAGACCCUCCAGCCCGUCGCCUGGACCGCGCACAACCCCAAGUUCUUGCCCGGAAGGGGGCUUGUGAUCUAUCCGGAAAUCGGGGACAAGUUGGACAUCAUGUGCCCCAAAGCAGAGCCUUCUCGGCCUUACGAGUACUACAAGCUGUACCUGGUGAGGCGAGGGCAGGCAGACUCCUGCAGCACCAUCAUGGACCCCAACGUGCUUGUGACCUGCAACAAGCCGGAGCAGGAAAUCCGCUUCACCAUCAAGUUCCAGGAAUUCAGCCCCAACUACAUGGGCUUGGAAUUCAAAAGACAUCAGGACUACUUCAUCACCUCCACCUCCAAUGGGACCUUGGAAGGUUUGGAGAACAGAGAAGGGGGGGUCUGCCAAACACGGUCCAUGAAGAUCGUCAUGAAAGUGGGACAAGAUCCCAACGCAGUGAUGCCAGAGCAGCUGACGACCAGCCGGCCCAGCAGGGAAUCUGACAAUAAUGUGAAAACUGCCACGCAGAGUCCACGCAACAGAUUUCCGCCUGCUGUGGAGGAUCCUGGGAAGCCAGAUCCUGUUAACCAAGAUGGCGAAAAUACUCACAGCCCCACAGACGGCUUCUUCGGCUCCAAAGUGGCAGUGUUUGCGGCCAUCGGUGCUGGCUGCUUGAUCUUCGUCCUCAUCAUCAUCUUCUUGGUGGUGCUGCUGAUCAAGAUCCGCAAGCGGCACCGGAAGCACACCCAGCAGAGGGCAGCAGCCCUGUCGCUCAGCACCCUCGCCAGCCCCAAGUGCAGCGGCAAUGCAGGCUCUGAGCCCAGCGACAUCAUCAUCCCCUUGCGGACUACAGAGAACAAUUAUUGCCCUCACUACGAGAAAGUGAGCGGGGACUACGGCCACCCGGUCUACAUUGUCCAGGAAAUGCCUCCUCAGAGCCCAGCCAACAUUUACUACAAGGUCUGAGGAGCCCACAGAAGAGCACUAGAAACCAGAGGGGGGGCAGGGGGCGGCCCCC